This is a messenger RNA of Brassica napus (rape), 2638 nucleotides long. Its product is annotated as putative B3 domain-containing protein At4g03160. The transcript has a single exon. The record is from RefSeq and is a predicted model, not a curated record. Lineage: Eukaryota; Viridiplantae; Streptophyta; Magnoliopsida; Brassicales; Brassicaceae. Bases 1582 to 2250 code for a protein of 222 amino acids. Gene Ontology annotation, molecular function: DNA binding.
UAUAACAUUAAAAGACUUCGUGUGACGAAAUUUUGAAAGAGAAAACAUUUUGUUGCAGAAAAGUAUACAACUAGAAGGAAUCAAGAGAUUUCAUUGCUUCUCAUAAGUUUACCAUCCCCUUGCAAAAACUUCCAAAAAGUUGACCCUGAAAAGAUUUUUUUAUGCCCAUCUUUAGUACAGGCCACAGAAACCAAAGUAAAAUCCAAAAAUCUGCAAUAAAUAAAUUCAAAUAUUUUAAGAUAAAAGAGUAUACAAAUCUAUAUAUUUUGAUUAACCACAAUUUUCGGUCCACAUUUAGUAGAACCGACUAAUCUGUAGAUUCCACGUAAAUCUUCGGUGGCCACGAGCGGAAUCAAACUACAGACAUCGUAUCGUGUUUUUCUCCUUCAAAUGCCUCUAGACCAACCCUGCUUGGUUCACAAAUCUAUACAUUCUAAUUAAUUUUCACUUUGUCGACAAAUUCAAUAGUGUAUAUUCUAAGCAGUUUUCACAUGGAUCAAAAGAUUCAAAUUAGCUAACGCUUUCACAUAACAUAAUACGACACCAUAUAUAAAUUUGUUAAGUAUGCAUAAAUUGAUUUAUGAAUAAAAGCUACGUUUGACAACAGAUCAAAUGGUAAAGGCAUACAUUUCAUUUUUGACGUAUACACGCUACCAUCAAACGCGCAGCAAACGCUGACAGCCGCGGUAACACGAUAACAAUACCAUACCAUUUUUAAAAUAUACAUGUAAUAACAAUACAGGAAAGUCAAAUGAUUAAAAAUAGAUGUGAAAAGGUACCAAAAGAAGAAGUGGAAAUACACCAAAUCAAUAUCAAGUAAAGAGUUAGGCAGCCCCUUGAUUUCAGCUUAAACCCACCGACAUUUUCCCAUAGAUUCUUUUAUUUCUUCUACAAGCCGUAUUUAUUUGUAAUUUAAGACAAUCAAAUAUUUAUAGAAGUAAUUUAUCUUUUUUUAACGUUGAUUUAUUAUGAUAUUACAAUGAUAUGAGAAAGAUUACAUAUACGAUUCGACUACCUGAUUUAUGAGGACCUAUGCCUAACUGCAUCAGCUGAGCCGUCUUAUGAAAAUCCACAUCUGACUAGAUUUACUUGUACCAUGUUGAAGAUUCUUUGUAAGUCUUUCUUCCGUAGUCUGUAUAAUUGUUUAAUAAAUCGAUUUCUCCGAGAAUUAAAACUUGAAUUUCUUGUAAUCUGCAAGAAAUUGCAUAGUCUGGGAUUCAAACCUUCAAACUUGGGUGUAAAAACAAUUAAACCAGGCUACGGUGAUUCACGGAAGUAAUUUAUGUAAAGAGUAUUCCUCGCUUCUUUCUCUUGUUAGGAGUCAGGACCUUGUCUCGCACGGCUCCUGAUUACAUCAUUAUAUAAUUGUAUAAAAUUGUUUUACACAAAUAAAUGGACUUUGGGCCUCAAAACAAGAUUUUUUCUGGGCUGCUACAAGCUAUUGAUAUUUUAUACAGGUCUAUUUUGUAAGUGGGUAUAUAAAGGAAUUGAUUUACUAAUUUCACAAGCGAGAAAAUAAAAGAGAAAGCCCUAGAAACCUUGCAUUUCAAGGUAUCUUCAGCUGACACAAACAGAGAUAUCAUGGCGACUUCAACGAUAGGAGCAAAAAGAAAAAGACUAACUCCAGAAGAAGAAAAAAAGAGACAAGAACAGGACGAGAUGGUUACUGCUGCUUUUGCUUUAAGCCACUUCAUGUUCUUGCGCGACAGAAUCCAAGAUGGUAAGAAGAAGAAAAUCAUCAAGGAUGAUACGGAAGAAACCCUAGACUUACUCCUCCGAUGGACCAGCGAUCCACCAAAAAAUCUACCGGAAGCGACCACGGCAGUGUUGGGACGAUGCAGCAAACCGAUAAGGAAGCAGUUAACAAAGAGCGACGUGAAGGGAGAUCAAAACAGGCUUAUGCUAAGUAAGGUGCAAGUGGACAAGAACUUUUUGCCUCUUCUUGAAGAAUCGGAUACUCUGCUUGGGAAAGAGGGGACUAGGGUUUCGGUUUACGGACCAGACGGGAAGGCUCAUGAGAUGAUGUUCAAGAUGUGGAAUGAGAAGACGCCUGUGUUGAUGUCAGGAUGGAACACGUUUGUGAAAGUGUAUAAGCUCAGUAUGUAUUGCGAUUUUCUCACAGUUUUCAUGUUUAGGCACAAGGUGACUCGUGAGAUUUGUGUCGCUAUUGACUCCACUAGGCAUCCUGUAGCGAGACAGUUGAGUGAGAGGAUCUCAAAGAUUGUCUUCAAAGGGGAGGACAAGGACUAGGGCUUUUGAAAUAGAAUGUGACUUUUAGGAAUGAUUUAAGAGUUUUUUUUUCUUAGAGAAGGUAAUUAAGGGUUUAAGGUUUUAGUUAGGAAUUUAAUUUAGAGAUUUUAUAAGAAGAAAUGGAUAGAGCUUUUUCUUUCCAAUAAGUAACUAUACUACUUCAAAGAGACAUCUGAAUAAUAUAUAGAAGUUUUAUGAGCACAUUUUGCUUUUGUUUUUAAUUUGGUCUUCAUUUACAAAUUAUGACAAAAUAUGUUGUUUUCACCAGGAAGCAACAGUAAUGGAGAUGUCAAGGGGAUAAUUACCGAAUUAUACAGAGUAUUAGUGUGUAUUUAUUUGAAACACGAUCUAUGGAAUUGUCCUUGCUAAGUUACUUUAACUUCUUCAC